Messenger RNA from Sphaeramia orbicularis (orbiculate cardinalfish), 4592 nucleotides. Its product is annotated as short transient receptor potential channel 2-like. The coding region runs from base 173 to 3277 and encodes 1034 amino acids. Gene Ontology annotation, biological process: regulation of cytosolic calcium ion concentration; single fertilization; calcium ion transmembrane transport. Gene Ontology annotation, cellular component: cation channel complex; plasma membrane. The transcript is spliced from 13 exons. Gene Ontology annotation, molecular function: inositol 1,4,5 trisphosphate binding; store-operated calcium channel activity. The record is from RefSeq and is a predicted model, not a curated record. Lineage: Eukaryota; Metazoa; Chordata; Actinopteri; Kurtiformes; Apogonidae.
CAAAGUGCUCACUUGUCCUCUCAGUGGAAGUGCUUGUGCAAUCCGCUGCUAUCUAUCACUUUCAUCUGUGUAUCUCAAAACAGCAGAGGAAAUUUAUUUCAUGUCUUCAGAAAAUGUGAUUGUGCUUCCACUUUAGGAUUAUCAGUCAAAGUUGUACAGUUUUUCAUAAGGGAUGGAAGACCUCACGCCAGAACAAUGGCGCGAGAUUAUGAACAGGAAGAUGCGGUUCCCUCCGGAGCUCAUCAGCGCCAUUCAGGAUGGGAAAACAGAGCUGCUGUGUGGGCUCCUGAAGACUGGGGAUGGCAUCAUCCGCCAGCUGGAUGAGUCUGAGGACCGGCUUUGGAGGGAGGCCCUGAACCUCUCCAUUCGCCUGGGCAGCGAGGACGCCAUGGACGCUCUCCUGCAGGGGGUCAAGUUCGACUUCCGGCAGAUUCAUGAGGCCCUGCUGGUUGCCGUGGACACCAACCAGCCCAUUGUGGUGAAGCGUCUACUGGACCGUCUGGACCAGGAGAAGGGAAACAAAAUGGACGUACGCUCCUUCUCUCAGGCCAUCUUUGAUCGCUCUAUUGACAACUCGCAGUUUGCCCCUGGUGUGACCCCCCUGACCCUGGCCUGCCAGAAGGACCUGUAUGACAUAGUGACCAUGCUCACCCAGAAAGGGCAUGUCAUCCCGUGGCCACAUAAAAUAUCCUGCUCCUGUCUUGAAUGUAGGAAUGGCCGUCAGUAUGACUUGCUGAAGUUCUCCUUGUCGCGGAUCAACACCUAUCGUGGCAUUGCGAGUCGCGCCUACCUGUCCGUCACCUCUGAUGACGCCAUGCUCUGUGCCUUCAGCCUCAGCAAAGAGCUACGCAUGCUCUCACAGAAAGAACCAGAGUUCAAGCCUCAGUACCUCGCCCUGGAGGAACUUUGUCAAGAGUUUGCUGUUGAGUUGCUGGGGAUGUGUCGCAACCAGAGUGAGGUAACCACAAUUCUGAACAGCUGCGGAGACGAGAAGCAGGAUGCUGCAGACGAGCAGGCUUUUGAUGAGGGAAUACCCAACUUGUCACGUCUUCGUCUCGCCGUCAACUACAACCAGAAACAGUUUGUGGCCCAUCCGAUCUGCCAGCAGGUAUUGUCAUCUAUCUGGUGUGGGAACCUGGCAGGUUGGAGAGGCAGCAGGACGGCCUGGAAACUAUUUGUCUCUGUGGGGAUCUUUCUGACCAUGCCCCUCCUCUGCCUCGUCUACUGGAUCGCACCAAAGUCAAAGGUAGGGAAGAUAUUAAGGAUUCCAGUGAUCAAGUUUCUCCUUCACUCCGCCUCCUACCUUUGGUUCCUCAUCACAUUACUUGGAGAAUCAAUCACCAUGGAGAUGUACCGAGAUAAAUUUGCGUCCAGGCAGCAAAAUAUCCUGCACAGCUCCUUCCACAUGGUGUGGGUGGUUGGAUUCUUCUGGUACGAGUGCAAGGAGGUCUGGAUUGAGGGUCUGCGAAGUUACUUCCUGGACUGGUGGAACUGCUUGGACAUGAUGGUCCUCAGCAUGUAUCUGGCGUCGUUUUCACUGCGUGUGCUCAUCAUGCUCAAAGGUUACUUCCUCUGCCAGGAUCACCCCGGCACAGAUGAAUGUAUCUACUUCACCCAGACUGUGCGAGAUGACUGGCAUCAAGAGGACCCUCAGCUGAUUGCAGAGGUGCUGUUCGCAGUGACCAGCAUGAUGAGCUUCACACGGUUGGCGUACAUCCUGCCUGCACACGAGUCUCUGGGGACACUACAGAUCUCAAUUGGGAAGAUGAUCGAUGAUAUGAUGAGAUUCAUGUUCAUACUGAUGAUCAUUGGAACAGCCUUUCUCUGCGGCAUCAACAAUGUCUACGUUCCUUAUGUAAUCUCUCCACAUCUUGGCAGGUUUAAUGAGACAUUCCACUUCUUGUUCUGGACCAUGUUUGGUGUGGCCAACCAGGACUAUGUGGAUAUGCCUCAAUUUGUGUUAGCAGAGUUUGUAGGAAGGAUCCUCUACGGCAUUUUCACACUGGUCAUCGUGAUCGUGCUGCUCAACAUGCUUAUUGCUAUGAUCACCAACUCCUUUCAGAAAAUCGAGGAUGAUGCAGAUGUGGAGUGGAAGUUUGCCAGGUCAAAACUGUACCUCAGUUACUUCAGGGAGGGUCUCACCAUGCCUGUGCCCUUCAAUAUCAUCCCUUCACCCAAAGCUUUCUUUUAUAUCAUAAGAGGUAUCUUUAGACGAAUCUGCUGCUGCUGCACAUGUAAUUCUCAGGAUAAAUAUCCUCCUAUAGCCUCUAUGUCCAAUGAGAAAGGAUCUGACAAAAGCCAGUUACCGUAUCGAGAGCAGGUGAUUGGGGCCCUAGUGCAGCGAUACAUUGAGUCAGCCCGCAGGGAGUUCAAGGAGACUAAGAGGAAAGAUAUUGGCAACCGGAUAACUGAGCUGAGCAAAGCAGUUGGCAGGAUGCACAGCGAUAUGAAACUGUUGCAGCAGCUUCUGGUGGAUGAGGGACACACUGCAGGCAAUGGUUUCACAAAGGACGCCUCCUCCUUCCUUGGGAAAUACAUCAUUGGGGCCAAGAACAAUUUCAGAGGUUUUAAUAGCAGACAAGAUGAUAAAAGCUCAUCGAUUAAAGUGAUGAUGCACCCCGGAGAGGUAGAUAAAGAUGAAGAAAAGGUUAACUCAGAUGUAACACUGGAUGAGUCACAUGAACAUGGAGCAAAAAGAUCAGAGCAGAUAACAGACUGCGAUGUGGUGAAAAUGGAGGAAGGAAGAACUAAAGAAGAUGUAGGAGAUAAGAAAGAAUUUGAGGUAAAAGAACAAGCAGAUUCAGAAAAAACUGAAAAUACUGACAGUGAAGUGAAAGGGGAGACAGCAGCAGGAGCAGGGUUCAGCAAUGCAGAGGAGAAGGUCAACGUUGAGGCCCCUUAUAAACAGACAGAAAAAGAAGAAAAACAUGAGGGAGAAACACUUACAGAAGUGAAGGUGAAUGAAAAACCCACUGAGAAAAGCUACAAGCAAACUGAAAGCAAGGUUAAUGAUGAAAAAAAGCAUGACACAAAACAAGUAGUGAAGACGCCGAAAGACGACAUAGAGCUGAAAGACAAAAAGGCAGAGCCAAGAUGGAUGAAGGGAAGAAAAUUUGAGCAUACUAUAAAAGAGAAGCCUGGUGGUGGGGAGAGCAACGCAAAACCUGGAGGCAAGAAGGUUGCGUCCUCACCAACAGGCAGCAGCAGCUCUCAGGACACAGGCUUUGGUUCACAAGAAGGGGAGGGGUCGAUUGAUGGGGUACUGGUGAGACCAUAGCCUUAGUGAUGCUCCACAGACUCUUCCUGAGUUUGGACCUGUGGACUUUUAGCCAGAGACAGCGGUGGUUUGAGUUUCUCCAUCAUAUCUUACCUCAUGUUUGCUAUGCUAUGCUAGAGGAACAGCAAAAAUCAUGUUUGGUAAGUCAGUGAUUUGGACCAAAGCAACAUCUCUAAACAUCUAGAGAUUCGCUUUCUAUCAAUCUGCUCCAAGUCCCAGAGGAUUAUUAUUCCUCAAUAUGCAUCCUUUUGACCUCUAGUGUCAAUAGUUAAAACCUCAGUGGGACCAAGACCUUAAAAUGAGCUGAAUUUAGCAAAAUAUAUUUAUGCUCAAAAGAAAUGAGCCUCUUGACCCCUCCAGACUGUAGUUCUACAGUAUCACAUGCAAUGUCAGAUUUGAGUGAAUAUUGAACUGUCUGGGUGCAGAUUUGAGACUACAUUUCAAAAGUGUCUUUAUCAAUUUAGGAGGGAAAAUUUCAUAUAACUCAAUCCAUCAUUGUAGAACAACAUUGCGUGGUUUAGGCAACUGUACAGUGGAUGACAGAGUCCAUUGCUGAAAUUACACGCUGCACAUAAACAAAACACAAGCAAAUUAAGAUACUUAAUCAAUUAAACAACUCAUACAUACACACAUCAUUUGCAGUUUGUAUUUGCUUGUUGCAAUGGUUCACAGCACUUUCCUUAAUUUACUUGUGUUUCCCUAUUUACAUGUUUUCUUCAAUGCACUGAACUGUUUUGGUCAUUAUUUACUUCAGUGUCAAGAAAAACAGUCCACUGAUCAUUCUGAUUCACCAACUUUAUUCACUGAAAUAAUUCAUUUGUCAAAUCGGAUGGUUUUCCUUUCCGAUAUCAACGUAGAGUCAUUCAAAUAUAUUAACUACUACCAAUGCAUUCCUUCAUUUUAAGACAUUUUUCCAAUAAUUCAUCACCUUUAUGUCAGGAGUAGUGAGGAAAGUGCGAUUUAACAGAGGCUUCUUGUCACUUCGAUCAUCACUUGACUGUUAGUUGGCUCCAAAUACUGCACCUUUAGUUCAGCAUUACUUUAGCAAUUAACAUAUCAACACUAUUUGCAGAUAUGUAGGGUUCAGUGCCUUCAGAUUAGAAAAUACACAAACUAGGCCACUAAAUGUGACCACAGACCUGCAAAAUAAGUGGGUUUCAUUAGGAUUUUGACUUUUGUAUUGUAUUUAAAGUUUACUGUAUAUUUUUGCAAUGUAAAUUUUAGAAUUUUUGGUCACUCUGGUGUCUCUUUACAUGAUAUUCAAACAUCUGAAUAAAAUGGCCUUGUUUUCACUCAUGCUUUUGCACAGUAUUUA